GGAAAUUGUAACGGUUUUUUGAGGUAACGUGAACAACAAUCAUGGUUGACUUGAAAAAGACUUCAGCCCACACGAUCAAGGUCUCCUCUCAGGCGCUUUCACAUUACACACCCCGGUUGUUCCUCUAUAACCACCAUUCUCGAGAUGGCCGUAGCGAUCAAACUCCAUUUUCCUUCUCUUUUUUCUCAUUUCUGUUGUUAAUGUAACCCAUGAAGAACCAAAAGGCAAGCAUCAAAUUGAUUCUCGCUUUCUUCUGUUUUGGCAUGGUUUUAGAGUCUCAUUUAUCUUAUGGAGAAGACUCCAUUUCUGGUCAUCAAGCCCUUUCAGGUGACCAGACGCUUAUCUCCAAAGACGGCAACUUUGAACUCGGAUUCUUCGCACCAGGUAAGAAGAAUUCCUCCAAAUUCUACAUAGGAAUAUGGUACAAGAAAGUUAGUGAGCAAACCGUAGUUUGGGUAGCAAACAGGGUUACCCCAGUAAAAGACAAGUAUUCUUCAUCCCUUACUAUUCAGGGUACUAAUUUAGUGAUAUUGGAUGAAUCCAAGAAGCCCAUUUGGUCUACAAAUGUGAGUUUCACAAGUUCAGGUCCUGUGGUUGCGGUUCUUGGGGAUGAUGGCAAUUUUGUUUUAACGGAAUUGUUGAAAUCAGGUUCAAAUAUUCCGCCAAUUUGGCAAAGUUUCGAUAACCCAACUGAUACGUGGUUACCUGGUGACAAAAUUGCAUAUAACAAAGUAACUAAGAAACGGCAGAUUUUAACUUCAUGGAAAAAUUCUGAAGAUCCAGCACCUGGGCUUUUUUCCUAUGAACUUGAUCCUAUUGCUAAUCAGUAUGUAAUGACCUGGAAUAGGUCCCAACAGUAUUGGGUUAGCGGACCUUGGAAUGAGCAAAGGAAACACUUUACUUAUGUACCUGAAUGAGGUUUAAUUAUAUUUAUAAUUAUAGUUUUAUAAACAAUGAGAAUGAGUCUUACUUCACAUACAGCCUCUACAGUUCAGCAAUCAUUUCUAGGUUUGUAGUCGAUGUGUCAGGGCAUCUUAAGCAGCUUUUGUGGUCGAAUAAUUCCAAGAAAUGGAGUUUGGUUUGGUACCAACCUAGACAACAGUGUCAAGUGUAUGCAUUUUGUGGAGAAUUCAGCAUUUGCAGUGAGCAUUAUUUGCACCAUUGCAACUGCUUGUCUGGUUUUGAGCACAAAUCGAAUGCAGAUUGGAAUCUGAUUGAUUUUUCUGGGGGCUGUGAGAGGAAAACGAAGUUGCAAUGUGAAAAAGGCGGCAGUCUAGAUGGCCAGAAAGAUAAGUUUCUGGCAUACCCAAAUAUGCGUUGGUCACAAAACCCUCAGUCUGUAAAGGUUGGGAGUUCGGCCGAAUGUGAAUCUAGCUGUUUAAAUGAUUGCUCUUGUACUGCUUAUGCUUAUGAUAGCAAUGGAUGCUCCAUUUGGAAUGAGAAGCUCUUGGAUCUCCGAGAAGUGUCUGGAAAUGAUGAAAUCGGCACAAUUUACAUUAGGGUUGCUGCCUCUGAGUUUUCGAGGGGGAAUAAUGACCCAGCUCUGAGGGAUCAAUGCGACUAUUACAGCCUUUGUGGUUCUUUCGGCAUUUGUGACCCCUAUAACUUCGGUGAAUUUGUGUGUCAAUGCCUCCCUGGGUAUGAGCCUAAGGAUAGAAGUCAAUGGAACUUGAGGGAUGGCAAGAGUGGGUGCACAAGAAAGUACGGAGAACAAAUAUGUGGAAAUAGUAAUGCUGAUGUCAAGUUCAUAAAAUUGACAUCGGUCAAGGUCCCAGACAUUAGAAAUGCAGCUGUGAAUAAUAUUUUGGGACUGGAAGAAUGUGAAGAAUUAUGCUCGAGCAAUUGUUCAUGCUCAGCUUAUGCAAGUGCUAAUACCAGCAAUGGUGGAAGUGGCUGCAUCACUUGGCACGGUGACUUGAGAGAUAUGAGGCGGUUUUCUAAUGGUGGCCAGGAAGUUUAUGUGAAAGUUAGAGCUUCUGAAUUCACUCAAAAUCUGAAGAAUUCAAACUGGUCGGGUAGCAAAAUGUUGAUAAUCAUCUUGGUACCAUCAACAGCAGGGGUGUUAUUAUUUGGUUUUGCAAUUUGGUUGAUAAUGUGGAAGCUCAAAGGUCAAAGAGGGAAAGUCAGGAAGUCUCCUAGCUUUACAUUUGAUCCAGUGUCAUCAUAUGGAGUCACUCCAAGGAAAGAGAUGGUGGAUGAAAAAGGAGAGAUACCUGUGUUUGAUCUAAGAACCAUAGUUUUUGCAACUGAUGCUUUUUCUCUCACAAAUAAACUUGGAGAAAGUGGUUUUGGCUCAGUUUUUAAGGGCCAGCUCCAAAAUGGCAGAGAAAUAGCGGUGAAAAGGUUAUCACGAAGUUCAGGACAAGGGAUAGAAGAAUUCAAGAAUGAAACUACCCUGAUCGCGAGACUGCAGCACAGGAAUCUUGUUAAACUUUUGGGAUGUUGCAUCCAGCAAGAGGAGAAAAUGUUGGUGUAUGAAUACUUGCCGAACAAAGGACUAGAUAACUUCAUCUUUGAUGAAGGAAAAAGAGCUUUGCUGGAUUGGACUAAACGCUUUGAGAUCAUUUUGGGCAUUGCUCGGGGAAUGGUGUAUCUUCACCGUGACUCACGACUAAGAAUCAUCCACAGAGACUUGAAAGCUAGCAAUGUCUUGCUGGAUUCCAGUAUGGAACCAAAAAUAUCAGAUUUCGGGAUGGCCAGAAUUUUUGGAGCAGACCAAUUAGAGGCCAAAACACGCAGGGUAGUUGGAACAUAUGGAUAUAUGUCACCAGAAUAUGCAAUGCAAGGGCUCUUCUCAGAAAAGUUGGAUGUAUUUAGCUACGGUAUCCUGUUGCUGGAGAUUAUUAGCGGAAAGAAAUGUUGUAGCAAUUAUUUCAAUGGCACCACUUUGAGCUUAGCUGGAUAUGUUUGGGGGCUCUGGAAAGAAGGCAAGGCCCUGGAUUCAGUGGAUCCAGCAAUGGUUGAUUCAUGUAAGCCUGAUGAGGUUGCGAGAUGCAUUCAGAUUGGACUUUUGUGCGUUCAGGAUCAUGCCAAUGACAGACCAACAAUGUCUAAAGUGCUUUCAAUGCUAUGCAACGAAACAUCAAUCGCUUCAGCCUCUCCGAAAAAACCUGCUUUCGUCUUUGAAAAGGUCAAUUAUUAUAGUAGUACUCCUCCCUGUUCACCAUUUUCUAGUUUAGAAGCAUCUGCGAAUGAUGUUACCAAUACUGAAAUCCAAGCUCGCUAAGCAAUACUUCACGUUCUAUGUAGUUUGGUUAUUUGAACCGAAUCUCUCACCACAAUGC
This is a messenger RNA of Oldenlandia corymbosa var. corymbosa, 3284 nucleotides long. The record is from the annotation of a GenBank genome assembly. NCBI's taxonomy places the organism in Eukaryota, Viridiplantae, Streptophyta, Magnoliopsida, Gentianales, Rubiaceae.